Molecule: messenger RNA, 4272 nt
Organism: Limulus polyphemus (Atlantic horseshoe crab)
Lineage: Eukaryota; Metazoa; Arthropoda; Merostomata; Xiphosura; Limulidae
Product: selenocysteine lyase-like
Exons: 14
Coding region: 109-1401 (430 amino acids)
Source: RefSeq, a predicted model, not a curated record
UAAAUAAAAAGUAUUCAAAAUGUAUGAAAAUUUAGCCCAAUUGUUUUAAUAGCACCAUGACAUUUUCAUUACAGAUGUGAAGGGGGAGGGGCACUAUUGUUCAUAAAAAUGGAUACUGAAAAUUGCAAAGACAUUUAUUCCAUGACAAGGAAGGCAGUGUACUUGGAUUACAAUGCAACAACUCCACUGGCUUCAGAAGUCCUUGAAGCAGUUUAUUUAGCCUUGAAAUAUAAUUGGGGGAAUCCAAGCAGCUCGUAUAGUGCUGGCUUACAAGCAAAGCAGGUUAUUGAGGAAGCCCGAAAACAUGUUGCUGACAUGAUUGGAGCCAAAAGCUCAGAUAUCAUCUUCACAUCAGGAGGCACAGAGAGUAAUAAUCUAGUGAUUCACAGUGCUAUGCAAUUCUUUCACAACUGGAUCAGAGACAAGCACCAGAAUUGUACAGCAUGCAGUCUGUCUUCAAACAAAUCUAUAUGCCCUCAUGUUAUAACAACCAACAUAGAGCAUGAUUCUGUAAAACUACCACUGGAACAUCUGGUUUCACGGGGUCUUAUUGUCCCAACCUCCUCCCUUUCUCUUCAAAACUUAUUUAAGUAUAACACAGGAAAGCCGAGAGAAGCCCAGCUACUUGAACCUGUUGCAGAAAUAGCUGAGAGUAUCCGGUACAAAAACAAAGAAAGGGGCAGACAGCAAUGCCCCCUUGUACCAAUUUUACUUCAUACAGAUGCUGCACAAGCUCUGGGCAAGAUCCCUGUCAAUGUUUCAGAUCUUAAUGUUGAUUUCCUAACAGUUGUGGGUCAUAAGUUUUAUGGACCAAGAACAGGAGCUUUGUUUGUUCGUGAAAAUCAGUCAUAUUCCAUACUUUUUCCAUCUUUAUUUGGUGGAGGACAGGAAAGAGGGUAUAGGCCUGGAACUGAAAAUGUUGCAAUGAUUGCUGGACUUGGAAAGGCUGCAGAAUUAGUCGUCAAUAAUCUGGAUACAUUCUCAACACAUAUGGAAGAUGUUCGAAGCUAUUUAGAAACUCAGUUAAAGGUAACAUUUGGUGAAACUAUAAGAUUCAACAGUCAACGCUAUCAAGUUCCUCGACUUCCUAAUACUGCUAGCAUUGCUUUUUUGGAUGAGAAAUUAAGUGGUCAAGAUAUUUUAGCUAAAGCAACCAUGUUACAAGCAAGUACUGGAGCAGCAUGCCAUAAGACAACCAAGGACCGAGCCCAUGUUGAAAGAGUUAAAGAAGAUAGGAGCUUAGUCCAGGAGUGUAGACCUUCCUCAGUUCUUGUAGCUUCUGGUGUACCUGAAAACCUUGCAGCUCGCACUCUCAGACUCAGUGUAGGACGGGAAACAACCCAAAGGGACAUUGACCUUGUUGUUCAAAAUCUGAAGAAUGCAGUUUCUUCUUUGCAGUAAUAGUUGUUCCUGAUCUGUAUAUUAGCUGAAAAAAAAUAGGAUUCUGGAAUAGUGUUUAAGUAUUGUAAACAAAAUCUGCUUAGGCUUGAUUGAUAUUUAUGCUUAUCUUCUUUUCGAAACUCCUUUUUUUUUUCCUCAAGCAUUUAGUGUUAUACAUACACAUACAUACAUACAAAUAUUUCAGUCUAGAAUCAUCAAAGCCGGUAAAUAAAUAUAAGUUCCUCAACUGUGUACCUUCUAACAUUUUAUUUUUAUGACAUGGUUGUCUUCUCCUUGUUUUUUUCUCUAGGUAGAAAGUUUGUGCCAGUGGAUGUGACUUGUUUGAAUUUUGGAUUUUCGUAGUUUUAAAGGUGUCUAAUUUAUUGUAUAAAAAAAAAGUUAAAAACAUUAAUUAUGGAUUGGAUUAUCAUUUUGUAUCUAUUCUGUUUUCUAAGGAAAUUAUGCAGGAAAAUGGAAAUAUUAUCACGAACACAUCGUAAAACUACUGAUCAAUUUAAAGCGUAUAAUAUACAAAAUUAUCUUGUUAAAAGUUUUUAACAAUUUAGGUUUAUGUAACAAAAUAACAAAUUUAUUUCUUUUCUUUUUUAUUUAUUAAAUUGUUAACUUAUAAGUUGUUACAUGGUAUUGAAUAGGACUGCCUAGUCAUGGAAUGUUUGUUUUGUUUUAGAAUGAAAGGCACAGAUCCCUUUUUUCACUUCUUUUUUGUUGUAUAAGAAGCAUCACUUGCUACUUUUUUUAAAAGUAGUCUAUCCUGAGGUAUUAAAAAAAAUUAAAGUAUUAGAACUUUGAAUAAGAGGAUGUUAGUUUUAGAUUGGAACUACGAGUUUUAAUAAGUGAGGAUUUUUUGUUUUAUUUUGUUAUGGAAAUUUAAAAGUAAAGACUUCACCUUUGUAUACUUUAUAGACUGUGUGAUUAAAAUUGUGAAAAUUACCAUGAUAUUUUUAACUUGUUUGAAAUAAUACUUUGUAAGUUAGUGUACUUUCAAAUGUGAAUCCAUGAUUACCAAAGACCUGUGAUAUUGGCAACCAGUACAUACGUUGAAUUAAACAUUUUCUGCUAGAUAUGAAAACAAAAUCAACUGAUCUUGGAUAGAGUUUUUCAUUAGUGGUCAAUGAACGUGUAAGACACCAGUUAUAUAACAAAGAUUAGUUUACAAGUGGAAUUUACUUGGUUAAUCUAUUGCCUCAGUUUAUGUAUGAAUAAGCUAUCUUUAUAUGGAGGAGCUGUUCAUCAUUAACCCUUGUCAAGAUCUUCAAACAAUUUGAGUGGACAACUAUGUCACACUCAUCUAAUGCAUAUUCCAGUACACUUGAUCUAAAAUAUGCAUGCUUUUUCACUCGUCUUACCCAAUAAAACGUAGGUGUAAAUUGAUUUAUGCCUACCUUGUGUUCGUUAAUGGGGUGUAACUUUUUUAAAACAUUUGUACACAAAUCUGUUUUCCCAAUCCCUGUCAUGAGGUCAAAAUUUUGUUCUUUAAGACCAAUUUUGUGGCUCAGUUUAUUUGUGACAAUGAUUUAUUUACAUCUUUAUCACACAUUUAUUUGUAAAAGAUAUUUGUAGCUGUAUCCUGAUUCUGUGUGGGCUAGGUGUGAAGUAGUGGUUAACUUGCGAAGUGGCAAUUCAAAGAGCUCAAGGUUUGAGCCACUGAGAAUGCUCCAAUCUUUCUGCUGAGGAAGUGUGAUAUGUGUGAUAGUCAAUACUAAUAUUUAGUUAAGAGUAGUCGCUGUUACUUUCCCUCCUUCUGGUGAGCUAUGAUGGAACCUUGGGGGUCUCUGAUUCGUCCAUUAUCUCAUGUUGCAUAGGAUGCCUUACAGAUUGAAAAUAUCAAAUACUGUGUGAACAAAUGCUCCAGGAUCCCAAACAAUGAUUCUUUUAUACUACGUAGCCACAUCAUUAUGUAUGUAUAUAUGUUUCAAGUAUAUCUUUCAGAUACAAAAAUAGAAAAUUGCACUAACUAUUUAUAUUUGAAAUUGAAAGAAAUACUAACUGCUCAAAGUAGAAAUAGGAAUAUGGCCAUUUCUGUAAUGACAUUACUAAAUGUAACAUAGAUAGUUUUACAUUAUCUUGUGUCUUUGUUGAUUGAAAGAACAUGAAGAAGACAGCAUGAAAAUCAAUAGAUGAAGAAUUUUACUUUUUGAUCGAAUGAAAAUUCUGUAGUUUAUUAAUCUCUAUCCUGUUUUAAACCUGUUUCCAAGAAGGUCAAGUCAAUCAGGAUUUUGUGUGUACUAUCUUUAAUCAAGAAGUUCUAUUGUCAUUGUUGAAAUAAUAGUAAGUUUGUUUAUUUUUGGGUAAAUUGUGUUACCCAUUUUCUCAUUUAUAACAUAAAGUACUACUCUAAGCAAGAAAUUUAUGCUGUUUUCGUUUUUAUUGAGUUUACAAAUGUGUCGUUCACAAUCGUAGUAUUUGUUUUAUAUGAUGGAAUGUUUGGACUUGUAAACUUGAUAAGUAUUUAAAAUUAGGAACAAAUAUAAAACGUUUUGGCCAGUUCAUGGAAAAAUGUUGGAAUUUGCUUUAAAAUUUUUAUUAAUGGGUUCUCUGUAAACAACAGGAUUUUAGUAUACUGUAGAAUUCCCAUCUUUUGAAACUGAUAGGUAUACAAGCAUUUUUUAAAUAGAAAUUGUAUAUGUAUGACAACUUAGAUCUUAAUUCGCUUGAUAUAUACUCAUCUCAACCAGUAGAUUCCCUCCAGUAUUUGUUAAUUAUAUGGAUAUUUGUCAAUUAGAGCAUUUAUAAUUAAAAGGAAUACUUUUAUUUGAGUUUUUCUUUAAAUAAUUAUAACUUGAUAAUGUAAAAGUUUACUUCCAAAUCUAUAUCUUAAAACUUCCUGUAAGCAGAAGAUAUGUGAUAAAAAUAAAUAAAUAAAAGUAUUUG